GCACACACAAAGAGGAAAAAACAAAUUUGGAGCCAUGUCUUCAUCAAUUAUAUCUUCUGUUGUCCUCUUCUUCUUCCUUUUCACCAUCCCAUACAUUCAAAGCCAACCCACUGCUCCAGCUCCAACCACCGGAACAAGUCCCAUCAAUCUCACAGCGAUUCUUGAAACUGGUCACCAAUUUACUACAUUAAUACGACUCCUCAACACAACUCAAGUCGGGUUUCAGGUAAGUGUUCAACUCAAUAGCUCUGAUCAAGGGAUGACUAUAUUUGCACCAACAGAUAACGCAUUCAACAACCUUAAACCCGGAACCCUAAACAGUCUCACAUAUCAACAACAAAUCCAGCUCAUGCUCUACCAUAUCAUUCCAAAAUACUACUCUCUGAGCGAUCUUCUUUUAGCAAGUAAUCCCGUUAGAACUCAGGCUACGGGAUAUGAAGGAGGCGUUUUUGGGUUAAAUUUUACAGGACAAGCACAAAGCAACCAAGUGAAUGUUUCGACGGGUGUUGUUGAGACUCGGAUCAAUAAUGCAUUAAGACAACAGUUUCCACUAGCAGUUUACGUGGUGGACAGUGUGUUGUUACCCGAAGAGUUGUUCGGAACAAAGACCACUCCCACCGGAGCUCCGGCCCCGAAAUCCACAACUUCACCGUCUGAUGCCGAUUCUCCGGCUGGUGAUGAUGAGCACAAAUCUGCCGGAUCAAGCAUGAAGAAUACAACUUUAAACCCUAACCCCUCUCUUCUUCUCUCUUCUCCACGCCAUUUCCAGAAUUUUCAGGUGUUUGUGAAAAAUAUGAAUUUUAAGAAUGUCAAAGUUCCCAAAGGUCCUGGUGGUGGUGUUAUAGCUGCGGUGGUUAUUGGUGGGCUCAGUCUUUACGGCGCUACACACACUCUCUACAAUGUCGAUGGAGGUCAUCGAGCCAUCGUCUUUAACCGGCUUGUUGGUAUCAAAGACAAGGUCUACCCUGAAGGUACUCACCUUAUGAUUCCGUGGUUCGAAAGGCCAAUUAUCUAUGACGUUCGUGCAAAGCCUUAUCUAGUUGAGAGUACAUCCGGGAGCCGUGAUCUCCAGAUGGUUAAGAUUGGGCUUCGGGUUCUCACCCGUCCUAUGGCUGACCAACUACCAGAGGUAUAUCGGUCCCUUGGUGAGAAUUACCGCGAGAGAGUCUUGCCUUCUAUCAUUCACGAGACCUUGAAAGCUGUGGUUGCUCAGUACAACGCGAGCCAGCUUAUUACUCAGAGAGAGUCGGUGAGUAGAGAAAUCAGGAAAAUUCUAACUGCACGAGCUGCAAACUUCCACAUUGCACUGGAUGAUGUGUCCAUCACAGGCUUGACAUUUGGAAAGGAGUUCACAGCAGCCAUAGAAGGAAAGCAGGUGGCAGCUCAAGAGGCCGAGCGGGCUAAGUUCAUUGUGGAGAAAGCUGAACAGGACAAGAGAAGUGCUGUUAUCCGCGCCGAGGGAGAAGCCAAGAGUGCUCAGCUCAUCGGUCAAGCAAUUGCAAACAACCAAGCGUUCUUAACGUUGAGGAAGAUCGAAGCAGCUAGAGAGAUCGCACAGACCAUCUCAAAGUCGGCGAAUAAGGUUUACUUGAGCUCUAACGAUCUAUUGCUUAACCUACAGGCUAUGGACCUUGAUCGAGUCAAAAGCCGAAAUGAAUGGAAGCAGAUCCAUGCCUCCAUCAUCAUACAUGGAUUAUCACAAAGCAGCUUCAUGGUCACUAAAAUGGUGGAUUGGUGUGAUAAGUUUGGAGAUAUGGAUUACGCUACUCGUCUUUUUAACCAAGUAUCGAAUCCUAAUGUCUUCUUAUACAAUUCCAUCAUUCGUGCUUAUACACACAAUUCAUUGUACUGCGAUGUGAUCAGAAUCUACAAGCAACUGUUGAUGAAGAGCAUUGAGUUUCCAGAUCGGUUCACGUUUCCGUUUAUGUUUAAAUCUUGUGCAAGUCUUGGAUCAUGUUAUUUAGGGAAGCAAGUUCAUGGUCAUCUCUACAAAUUCGGGCCUAGGUUCCAUGUUGUGACUGAGAAUGCACUGAUUGAUAUGUAUAUGAAGUUUGAUGAUCUUGUUGAUGCACAUAAAGUGUUUGAUGAAAUGUCUGAGAGAGAUGUUAUAUCUUGGAAUAGUUUGCUUUCUGGAUAUGCAAGGCUUGGGCAGAUGAAGAAAGCAAAAGGGUUGUUUUAUUUGAUGCCUGAUAAAACUAUUGUAUCUUGGACUGCGAUGAUCUCUGGGUAUACUGGGAUUGGUUGUUAUGUAGAGGCUAUGGAUUUCUUCCGUGAAAUGCAGUUGGCUGGUAUUGAGCCUGAUGAGAUCAGUCUCAUUUCUGUUUUACCGUCGUGUGCGCAUCUUGGAUCUUUAGAGCUUGGGAAAUGGAUCCAUAUGUAUGCAGAGAGAAGAGGGUUUUUGAAACAAACUGGUGUUUGCAAUGCUCUUAUUGAAAUGUACUCGAAAUGCGGUAUGAUUUGUCAAGCUAUCCAAUUGUUCGGCCAAAUGAAAGGGAAAGAUGUUAUAUCAUGGAGUACGAUGAUCUCAGGGUAUGCACAUCAUGGGAACGCUCAUGGAGCAGUCGAAACAUUCAAUGAAAUGCAGAGAGCGAAGGUGAAGCCUAAUGGGAUCACAUUCCUUGGUCUUUUAUCAGCUUGUUCACAUGUUGGUAUGUGGCAAGAAGGGUUGAAGUAUUUUGAUAUGAUGAGACAUGAUUAUCAGAUAGAACCCAAGAUCGAACACUACGGUUGUUUGAUUGAUGUUUUAGCAAGAGCUGGAAAACUAGAACGAGCUGUUGAAAUAACAAAGACAAUGCCGGUGAAACCUGACUCAAAGAUUUGGGGUUCAUUGUUGAGCUCUUGCAGAACAAAGGGCAAUCUUGAUGUUGCACUGGUUGCAAUGGAUCAUCUUGUUGAGCUAGAGCCGGAGGAUAUGGGGAAUUAUGUUUUGCUUGCCAAUAUCUACGCAGAUUUGGGAAAAUGGGAGGAUGUUUCGAGAUUGAGAAAGAUGAUAAGGAACGAAAAUAUGAAGAAAACGCCAGGUUGUAGUUUGAUAGAAGUGAACAACAUUGUUCAGGAAUUCGUUGCAGGAGAUAACAGUAAACCUUUUUGGACUGAGAUCUCUCUAGUGUUGCAACUGUUUACUUCACAUCAGGAUCACGAUGUGAUUAAUAACAACAAUGCUCUUGCAUUUAUAGGUAUGAUUUAAAAGCGUUUGAAUUAUGGAAGAAGUAGCAAACUUAUUAGACGUUUUCAAUCAUACAUA
Molecule: messenger RNA, 3244 nt
Organism: Arabidopsis arenosa
Lineage: Eukaryota; Viridiplantae; Streptophyta; Magnoliopsida; Brassicales; Brassicaceae
Source: the annotation of a GenBank genome assembly